Molecule: messenger RNA, 2331 nt
Organism: Dermacentor albipictus
Lineage: Eukaryota; Metazoa; Arthropoda; Arachnida; Ixodida; Ixodidae
Product: arylsulfatase B-like
Source: RefSeq, a predicted model, not a curated record
AGAAGGCAUUUGCCGACCUAACACAGCGGUGUUUUCCCUGAAUCGUUGCGUUGGUGCACUUCGUAGUCACCCCAGUGCUGUAUGUGAUGCUGCAUCGUUGCCACAACGCAUGUCUGGAGCUUGAAAGGACGUUUACGGGCCUCGCCGGAUCCCUGUGUGCUCUCGCACAAUGACAGCCAUGCUGCCUUGUUUGUGUCUGCUGCUUUCCCUCCUGUCAGCAUCGCAAUGUUUCAGGAGGCAGCCUCACAUUGUGUUCAUCCUAGCCGACGAUAUGGGUUGGGACGACGUCAGCUUUCACGGGUCUCCUCAGAUACCCACGCCAAACAUGGACGCCCUGGCAGCAGACGGCGUAAUACUUAACAACUUCCACGCACAACCGGCCUGCACUCCUUCUAGGGCAGCACUCAUGACUGGACUGUAUCCGAUACGAACAGGAAUGCAAGGGCCGGCGCUUGACGUGGCCGAUCCAUGGGGGUUGCCGUCGGACGUACGGAUACUGCCUCAAUACCUCAAAGACCUGGGAUACGACACUCAUCUCGUUGGAAAGUGGGCUCUUGGCUACUACAAGACAAGCUUAACUCCGACUUGCCGGGGUUUCGACAGCUUCUACGGCUAUUACAGCGGAGAAGAAGACUACUACACCCACAGCGUAACAUAUAAAAACCACACCGGUCAGGAUUUCUGGCUCAACAUGGAUCCUUUAUGGUCUGCAAACGGCUCCUAUUCUACGACGCUGUACACGCAAAGAGCAAAGCAUCUCAUCCAUAGCCGAAAUAAGUCAAAGCCGCUCUUUCUGCUGCUGAGUCAUCACUCCCCGCACGGAGCAGGAGAGCCUGAGCCAUUUCAGGCGCCGCAGGAAAAUGUUGACAAGUUUCCUUACAUUGGAGAAAGGAAUAGAACAAUUUACGCAGGCAUGGUGGACACACUGGACCAGUCCGUCGGCGAAGUGGUCAAGGCCCUGAGUGACGCUCGCAUGUUGCAAAACACCGUCAUCAUCUUCUGCAGUGACAACGGCGGACAACCCUGGGGUACGCACACAACCCGCAGCAUCAACUGGCCGCUACGCGGAUCCAAAGGCACGGUCUGGGAAGGAGGCACCAGAGUUCCCGCUUUUGUCUGGAGUCCUCUCUUGUUCCGCUCUCGAAGAGUGUCCCAUCAGCUUAUGCACAUUACGGACUGGCUACCUACGUUAUAUGCAAUUGGAGGAGGCGACGUACAGACGCUUGGCAAGCUCGACGGCUACGAUAUGUGGCUGCACCUGUGCUACGGACUGAGCUCUCCUCGAGUAGAGAUGCUUUAUAACAUCGACUACAGGUUCUUCAACGCCUCGGCAUUGCGACUCUGGCGCUACAAGUUAGUACUCGAUGGCACAGGGUUCAUGAGCGAGCGGUACCCGAGACCUGGCGGAAGCCGCCCCAGCCGCGACCUCGACAAAUUGCUCGACCAGUCAACGGCCGCCAAAGUUCUGCGUGGCUUUUACAAAACAGACCGGCUGAGACUUCCUAAGUAUUGGCGGGAAAGUGCAACGUUGAAAUGUCGUGUGUCACCAUGGGACCACUUCCAGCCCAAGGACUCCGUCCACCUUUUCGAUAUCGUCACGGAUCCGUGCGAACUGAACAAUGUGGCCAGCUCGCACCCUGAGAUCGUGGCAAUCAUGAAGAAGCGCAUUGACGCCUACGAAGCUAUGGCGAUGCCAGUGCAGUUUGAAGAGAAGGAUCCCGCAGGCUUUCCUGAGAACCACAAUGGAACUUGGGCACCAUGGGCAGGGACGACGUGCUAAUAUUUAUUCCUUUUUAUUCGAACUGGCUAUUCGACCGGACGCGUAGCCAGUUUUCGUGUGAUGGUGGGACAUUUCCAGAGAACACGACUGACAGGCAACAUGUCACGAAAAAGUGCCAGUGACGGCGCCUGUUAAGCGACGUAUGAUUUCGCGUUUGUACUAAGCUCUUAUUCGCAUUCGUAGAUAAAAGGCUACCGUCAAGCCUCUUUUGACGAUUCCUUUUAGCCAGCUUCUUGGACAGCGGGAGGCAUUCUGUAGCGAUGAAUGUUUUAAAGCGAUAUUAUUUAUAUAUAUUCUAACACGUGUGCGUCGGUACGUGCCAGAUAUUUAUAAGAACGAAGCAACGACAGUUGCAAAUAGGACAGGUAAUUUCAAAUCGCAACAAGAACUGCCUCGUUGAGCUGACUGUUUGGUGGAAAUGAUUGUUUCUCGGAGAAAUAUACUAGAGUAAGAGAAGAGAGAACUGCUGAAUCUACAUGAAUUACAACGUAUUUAUUUCAAGACCAUGGUGCGCUGUACAAAGAGAAUAAAUUUUAUUUUUCGAAGAUAUA